This is a messenger RNA of Argentina anserina (silverweed cinquefoil), 5520 nucleotides long. Its product is annotated as homeobox-DDT domain protein RLT2. The transcript has 19 exons. The record is from RefSeq and is a predicted model, not a curated record. Gene Ontology annotation, molecular function: DNA binding. The coding region runs from base 231 to 5330 and encodes 1699 amino acids. Gene Ontology annotation, biological process: regulation of transcription by RNA polymerase II. Lineage: Eukaryota; Viridiplantae; Streptophyta; Magnoliopsida; Rosales; Rosaceae.
UCACACAAAACCAAAUAAAAAUGACUACUGUUGCUGCUGCCAGUGCUGCCACUACUACUUUUUGUUGUUGUUCUUCUCCUUUAAUUCCAUUCCCACUUUUUAUUUUCUCCAUCGAACUAAUAUUAUUAUUACUUUCAUUAUUUCCCCCACAUCUCUCAUUCAAUCCCACCCACUUCUUCUUCGAUUCUCGCUAUUGCUUUGAUUUCUAGGGUUUCUGCUUCCGUCCGCCUAUGGAGACCGCUUCGGAGGGAGAGAGGAACAGAGCUCAGGCUCAGGCUCAGCAGAAUGAGAUCAGAGCCAAGCGGAAAAUGAAGUCUCGCUCGCAAUUGGAAGCUCUCGAGCAAGCUUAUGCAGUUGAGCAAUACCCGUCGGAAUCGGUGAGAGCUGAGCUGUCAGCGAAGUUGGAUCUCUCCGAUCGGCAGUUACAGAUGUGGUUUUGCCACCGGAGAUUGAAGGACCGCAAGCCGGCGCCGGCGGCGAGUGGAAAGCGGCAGAGGAAGGAGUCUCCGGCUGGAGGUGGUGGAGUGGUUUUGGAGGAAGGAGCACAGCAGUUGAUAAUAGAGGCGCGAGCUGUGGCUUUUGUGGAGGCGCAGCUCGGGGAGAAGUUGAGGGAGGAUGGGCCGGUACUGGGGUUGGAGUUUGACCCCUUGCCGCCCGAUGCAUUUGGUUCGUCUAUAGGAGUGGCAGCUGUUGGGCAGCAGAAGCAAUCAGGAUGGGCAUAUGAUGCAAAUACGUACGAGCAGUCUAAUGCCAAAUUAAUUAAGGGAGGUUCAAGGACUGUCCAUGAAUACCAGUUUCUUCCAGAAAAGCCAACUGUUAGGACAGACACAUAUGAAAGGGCUACCCCAUCUCACCAAUAUGGUUCACCCACUGAAUGUCAUCAUCCAAGGAUUCCAUUAUCUACUGUGUAUGUAAAAGUUCCAACUGUAUAUGGAUUUCAAAGCCCGAUGGCUGGACUAAAUCUGCUGUCACAGCAAGGAAGGGCUGAAGAAUAUGCCAAUGUUCAUGGAAAGAGCUUCACGAAUAUUUCCAUGGAUGCUCAUUUGAGUGCUCACCCGAUUAAUCAACUAAAUAAUCCUUUUAUACCAUUUGCUAGAAGGAUGGCUCAGGAAGAGGAUGAUGUUUUACAGUUGGAACGGAAGCACAAGAGUGAAGAAGCAAGAAUAAUGCGGGAAGUUGAAGCCCAUGAGAAAAUGAUACGUAAAGAUCUUGAAAAACAAGAUAUCCUGAGAAGAAAGAGAGAGGAACAGAUAAGGAAAGAAAUGGAGAGGGUUGAUCGGGAGAGGAGGAAGGAAGAAGAAAGACUAUUGCGUGAAAAGCAGAGAGAGGAGGAGAGAAACCUAAGGGAGCAAAGGCGUGAACUGGAACGACAGGAGAGAUUCUUACUUAAGGAGUCAAUGAGAGCUGAGAAAAUGAGACAAAAAGAAGACUCACGUAGGGAGAAAGAAGCAGCAAGGCUUAAAGCUGCUAGUGAGAGAGCAGUUGCUCGCAAAAAUGCCAAAGAAUCAGUGGAACUCAUCGAGGAUGAAUGCCUGGAACUCAUGGACUUAGCUGCAUCAAGCAAGGGACUUCCUUCAAUAUUGUCUCUUGAUUACGAAACCUUACAAAAUCUUGAAUCUUUCAGAGAUAUGCAGGGUACAUUCCCACCCAAAUCUGUGCAGUUGAAAAAACCUUUCGGUAUUCAACCUUGGAUAGAUUCAGAGGAAAAUAUUGGCAAUCUUCUUAUGGCAUGGAGAUUCUUAAUUACAUUUGUGGAUGUUCUUGGGCUUUGGCCAUUUACUCUCGACGAAUUCGUCCAAGCUUUUCAUGACUAUGAUUCUAGGUUGGUGGGUGAGAUACAUAUUUCACUUAUAAGAUCCAUCAUUAGAGAUAUUGAAGAUGUUGCAAGAGUACCCUCCAUGGGGGUGGGAGCUAAUCAGAACUGUGCUCCAAAUCCUGGAGGCGGUCACCCUCAGAUUGUAGAAGGGGCAUAUGCAUGGGGAUUUGACAUCAAAAGCUGGAAGUGCAACUUAAAUUCACUGACAUGGCCUGAAAUAUUGCGGCAAUUUGCUGUAUCAGAAGGAUUUGGACCACAACUGAAGAAGAGGGCUUUUGAACCAUCAGUUCUUCAUGAGGAAAAUGAGGGUGAUGAUGUCAAAGAUAUAAUAUCCAAUUUACGCAAUGGAGUAGCUGCAAAAAAUGCCUUUGCUAUUAUGCAAGAAAGGGGUUUCUCUAACCCUCGCAAAUCAAGGCACCUCUUGACUCCUGGAACUGUGAAGUUUGCAGCAUUUCAUGUUCUUUCUCUUGAGGGGAGCAAGGGCCUAAAUAUAUUAGAAGUUGCAGACAGGAUUCAGAAAUCAGGACUGCGGGAUCUAACAACAAGCAAGACACCGGAAGCUUCGAUAGCUGCUGCUUUGACUAGGGACUCAAAACUGUUUGAGAGGACUGCUCCUUCUACUUACUGUGUACGUGCUGCCUACAGAAAGGACACAACUGAUUCGGAGGCAGUACUUUCUGCAGCCAGAGAAAGAAUCCAAAUAUUCAAUAGUAAGAUUUUUGAUGUAAAAGGAGGCGAUGAAGCUGAAAGAGAUGAGGAUCCUGAGGUUGAUGAUUUAGGUACUGAAGUAAGUCCAGAGACAGUAGCUCACAAUUCUGAAGAAUCCAAAAAAUUCAGGGAAGGAAUGUCCUUGGAAAGUAGAAAAGGAAGUUACGAGAUUAGUAAAGCUCCAGGAGAACUUAGGAAUGUCACUGAAGAAAUUCCUUCAAUCAAUUCUGAAGUUUUCGUCAAGGUUGAAGACACUGGUUGUUCCUUGAAUGAAUCUGUUGACGCGGCAGGAAUCUGCAACAAUAUAGCUAAUCAGGUUCAAGAAGAUACAGAGAUUGAUGAUAGCAACACUGGUGAGCCAUGGGUUCAGGGACUUACUGAAGGGGAGUACUCGGACCUUAGUGUUGAGGAGCGCCUUAAUGCACUUGUUGCUUUAAUUGGUGUGGCAAUAGAAGGAAACUCGAUUCGGAUUGUUCUUGAGGAACGUUUAGAAGCAGCAAAUGCUUUAAAGAAGCAAAUGUGGGCAGUAGGACAAUUUGAUAAAAGGCAUUUGAAAGAAGAACAUGUCAUCAAAAUGCAAUAUACCCCUUUCAGUGGGAACAGGACUGAGCAGAUCCUGACAGUUCCUUCUUCAGAAGAUAGGCAAAGUCCAUCUACUGUUGAUGAGAAAAACAUUGAGACGACUAUGAAGCUUUCCAUUUCACAAGAGCAGAUGGUUAUUCCACAAAAUGAGCAAAUUUAUAUCACCAGUUUGCCCUCUGUAGGAAACCUACAAAUGCAGGAGUUCCCUGUUGGUCCAGACAAUUACACAUCUCAGCAACCCAGUCUUAUUGCUGAUAAGUCACGCAAACAAUUUAAAUCCUACAUAGGUCAGAAAGCAGAGGAGAUUUAUGUUUAUCGAUCAUUGCCUCUCGGCCAGGACCGUAGGCAUAAUAGAUACUGGCAAUUUAUUACAUCUGCCUCUCCAAAUGAUCCUGGUUGUGGCAGGAUCUUUGUUGAGCUGCAUGAUGGUCGAUGGAGGCUGAUUGAUUCUGAAGAGGGCUUUGAUGGUCUUUUGGCAUCUUUGGAUGUGCGUGGGUAUAGGGAAUCUCAUUUACAGACAAUGUUGCAGAAGACUGAGAUAUUCUUCAAAGAAACUGUUAGAAGAAAGCUGCUGCAUUCUAACCGGAGGAGGCAUAUAAAAGACACUGCUAAAACUGAAGCUGUUGAAAUGCCUGGGUAUGAUUGCAGUGGUGGUCCGGGUAGCCCUACCAGCUCUGUUGUUGUCGCGGACUAUGAUAUGUUAGAGAGCUCAUUGACUUUUUCAAUUGAGCUGGGGAACAAUGAAACUGACAAAGCUGGUGCUUUAGACAGAUACCAAGAUCUGGAGAGGUGGAUUUGGAAAGAAUGCGUUGGGUCUUCAAUAUUAAGUGCCACCAAAAAUGGGAAAAAAAGGUGUCCCCAGCUUCUGGACCUCUGUAAUUCUUGCCGUGGACUUUUUUAUUUUGAAGAAAAUCAUUGUCACUCUUGCCAUAGAGCUUUUGCUAAGGGCGAAAUAGAUUUUUCACAUGAUGUUGGAUUGUGUAAAGAGAAACAGAACUUGAGUUCUGAUUGUAAUAAAAGCGGCUCAACCUCUUCUCCCUUUAAAAUCAGGUUGCUAAAGAUUCUAUUAGCUUUGAUUGAGGUUUCUGUUCCAUUAGAAGCUUUUCAACCUCUUUGGACCGAGAUGAACCGUAAAUCUUGGGGUAGGAAAUUACACUCCUCGACAUCAGCUGAAGACCUUCUCCAGGUUCUGGCAUCACUUGAGAGUGUUGUCAAGACAGAAUGUUUAUCUGCCAACUUUGAGACCACCGGUGAGCUGCUAGAUCGCGCCGAAGAAAAUGGAUGUGUUACUAGAAGCUAUUCUCCUCAUGAUACAGUUGCUGUGCUUCCAUGGAUACCACUUACAACCGCUGCAGUGGCUCUUAGGCUUAUGGAGUUUGAUGCAGCCAUCUCUAGCAUGCCACAGCAGAAGCUAGAUACUCAAAAGGAAAAGGAAACUGGGCUUUUUAUUAAGCUUCCAGCAAGAUCUACUGACAUGAAAAGUUCCCAGUCUAAGGAGAAGUCAGGAACUCCACAUCAAUCUGCAGAUUUCAAAGAAGACCACCAGGAGUCUCUGGGGAGUGGACUUGCUAGUUCUUGCCAUGGACAAGGCCGUGGUCAAGCUCGUAGUGGGAGAGUGCCAAAAAAGGCAGCUGGUUUGAGAGGCAAUUCUAGGAAGAAGAGUCGAGUUUCAACCAAAGAUAGAUUAGGACAGGUGCAAGUACUGAAAUGGAAAGGCAGACCACGUGGACGAGGAGGGCGAAAACGUGGAAAUCAGAGCAGUAAAGGCAAGGAGACAACGGUAGACAGGAUAACUAAGAUGGGUGGAAAGAUGACUUGCCCCACAGUGAGUGUCAUUUAUAGACCACCAAAGGACUUGGCUGAGAAUUGGAAUGUAGGUGAAACUGCAGCCAACAAUGCAAGUGGUUCGGGAAGGUCAGAGUAUGAAGAGGAAAAUGGCUAUGCAUCUGGAGGUGAAUUUGAUAAUGUGUGUGCGGAUGACUAUGGUUGUGGUUUCAAUGGCAAGUCUAACGAUCUAACGGGACGAGGUAAUCACAAUGUGAAAGGUGACGAUGUUAGUGUCAACGAGGAGGUGGACUCUGAUAAAAGUGAAGCUGCACAAGAUACAAAAGGGGAUUCGGGUGCCAGAUAUGUCAAUGGAGAGUGGGAUGACAUAGCUGAUAGACAUCAACUCAUCGAACUCGGAGAAGGUACCAGAUCCCCGUCUUCAGACUAUAGUGACUAAACUAACAUGAAAACUGUACAAAGUUGUAUUAGUCUUUAGUUCAGGGCUUCCAUGCAGUAUCCAUACAUUAUAACUAUGUAACAGGGCAGGUUGUCCCUCGUCGAUUAACUUAAAAAAUCAAGCGAUUUGAUCAAACGUAAUGCUUCAGAUACGCGUUUGAGAUGAUUGGAUUAGAACUAGUCUUGCAGUU